UUCAUGCGCUUCAUUGCAUCCAAUUACAGUUCUUUCACUUCGAUCUUAGUCUUGAUUGGAAGCUAGUGAUUUUAUCGAUGGAUUUCUCCUCAACUUUAAUGUUCCUAGAUCUUUGUUAUUUCGUCUCUUGUCGAAUUUAUAGUCUAAAUUUUCUGUUUUUAGAGUUUCGGGCAAGGCCUUUUCUUGGGCCCGUAAUUCAGAAUCUGGUCAAUGGUGGAAUGAAAUAAAAUUUAAGUUCGGCGAAAUUUAAGACAUAACGGGCGGUUUUACUCACUUCAAUGGCUUCAUUCUCUAAUGACUGACUUGAAUUGAGCCAGUUAAGGCUUUUCAAUCCACUUUGAGCUCUUCAUUUUAUCUUGCUUCGUAAUAUGGGAGAUGGAGUGAUAUGUCAAUAAGAAAAGAUAGUUUUUGGAUUAUUCCCCUUUGGUUGUACGCUUGGGUUUCUAAAUUUUAAUUCAUCAGCUGGGUUACCAACAUAGUUUUUCUUUUCUUUUCUUUUUGUCUUGAAUCUUAACAGAAUUGUUGCCCUUUUCAGUUGUAUAUGUGGAUUGGCGUAUAUUGAUUUUUGUGCGGUUUUUUUUUGUCUGCUUGUUUGGAGCUAAAAGAUGGGUGCUGCGGAGAACAAUCACGAUAUGGAGGAAGGAACCUUGGAGAUAGGAAUGGAAUAUAGAACGGUAUCCGGAGUUGCUGGACCUUUGGUCAUUCUUGAUAAAGUUAAGGGACCUAAGUUUCAAGAGAUAGUUAAUAUUCGUUUGGGAGAUGGAACAACUCGCCGUGGGCAAGUUUUAGAAGUUGAUGGUGAAAAGGCUGUUGUUCAGGUCUUUGAAGGUACAUCUGGGAUUGACAAUAAAUUUACAACUGUGCAAUUUACUGGAGAGGUGUUGAAAACUCCUGUCUCACUGGACAUGCUUGGGCGCAUAUUUAAUGGUUCUGGAAAACCAAUUGAUAAUGGUCCGCCAAUUUUGCCUGAGGCAUACUUGGAUAUAUCGGGAAGCUCCAUCAACCCCAGCGAGAGAACCUAUCCAGAGGAGAUGAUACAGACAGGAAUAUCCACAAUUGAUGUCAUGAAUUCUAUUGCUAGAGGUCAAAAGAUUCCUCUUUUCUCAGCUGCUGGUCUUCCCCAUAAUGAGAUCGCUGCUCAGAUAUGUCGUCAGGCUGGGUUAGUCAAGAGAUUGGAAAAAUCUGAUAAUCUUCUUGAGGGUGGGGAAGAGGACAAUUUUGCCAUUGUGUUUGCAGCUAUGGGAGUUAACAUGGAGACUGCACAGUUUUUUAAGCGAGACUUUGAGGAGAAUGGCUCAAUGGAGAGAGUGACCCUUUUUCUUAAUCUGGCAAAUGAUCCUACAAUUGAGCGUAUCAUCACUCCUCGUAUCGCUCUUACUACUGCUGAAUACCUGGCAUAUGAAUGUGGGAAGCAUGUUCUUGUGAUACUCACAGAUAUGAGUUCUUAUGCUGAUGCUCUUCGUGAGGUAUCUGCUGCUCGAGAGGAAGUACCAGGAAGGCGUGGGUAUCCAGGUUACAUGUAUACAGAUCUGGCAACAAUUUAUGAACGUGCUGGAAGAAUCGAGGGGCGAAAAGGCUCCAUUACACAGAUACCAAUUCUAACGAUGCCAAAUGAUGAUAUUACACAUCCAACUCCUGAUCUUACGGGGUACAUUACCGAGGGGCAGAUAUACAUUGACAGGCAGCUGUAUAACAGACAGAUAUACCCACCAAUCAAUGUCCUUCCAUCGCUGUCUCGAUUGAUGAAGAGUGCUAUUGGUGAGGGAAUGACUCGAAGGGAUCAUUCUGAUGUGUCAAACCAGCUCUAUGCUAAUUAUGCCAUCGGAAAGGAUGUCCAGGCAAUGAAAGCUGUGGUCGGAGAAGAAGCACUUUCAUCUGAGGAUCUGCUGUAUCUGGAAUUUUUGGACAAGUUUGAAAGGAAGUUUGUCGCCCAAGGAGCUUAUGACACCCGCAAUAUCUUCCAGUCGCUAGAUCUUGCGUGGACUUUGCUUCGGAUUUUCCCCCGCGAACUUCUUCAUCGUAUACCAGCCAAGACCCUUGAUCAAUAUUAUAGUCGGGAUGCUGCGAAUUGAAGGAUUGAGCAAAAUCUGAUAUGCCUUCUGCUCAUCAGCUCAUCAUGACCUUGGGAAUUCAUUUAGUCCGUUGAUUUUUCCACCAAAGUGCACAUUUCUUCUCUUCAGCAUAGUUAUUAGCGGUUAAGUAUGUUUGAGUGCUGCUCAUGCAUGUUUCCAUUUCCCCAUUUUCGUUAUCCUGCGUGGGGAUGCAUUCAUUGGAUUUUGGCAUAUUUUCACCAUGGUCGGGAUUGUGUUGACUCGUCAAGCCUUCUUAUUUAUGUUGCGUGUCUCGUAUUCUUAUCUCCCUGUAAUUUCAUAGUCGCGGUAUCUAUUAGCAAGCAGGUGCAGGUCGGACGCUCCCUUUGAUGUAUUCAUCAGUUUACUCAAUGAAUAAUAAUUGAAAAUGGCUUUUUUGGUAUUUG
Neltuma alba is the source of this 2476-nucleotide messenger RNA. RefSeq names its product V-type proton ATPase subunit B 2. The transcript has 14 exons. NCBI's taxonomy places the organism in Eukaryota, Viridiplantae, Streptophyta, Magnoliopsida, Fabales, Fabaceae. Gene Ontology annotation, biological process: vacuolar acidification; proton transmembrane transport; ATP metabolic process. Gene Ontology annotation, cellular component: proton-transporting V-type ATPase, V1 domain. The coding region runs from base 606 to 2072 and encodes 488 amino acids. The record is from RefSeq and is a predicted model, not a curated record. Gene Ontology annotation, molecular function: proton-transporting ATPase activity, rotational mechanism; ATP binding.